This is a messenger RNA of Leptosia nina, 1407 nucleotides long. The record is from the annotation of a GenBank genome assembly. Lineage: Eukaryota; Metazoa; Arthropoda; Insecta; Lepidoptera; Pieridae.
AUGGGUACCGUGCAUGCUAAGGCACAAACUGAAAAUGUAAAUUCAGUGGGAGGUGGUUUAUUUGACUUCGAGGAACCAGAGACACUAGAAGAAGCCAUCCCCAAACCGACUAUUAAGCUUAAUGGUGUCAGGGCUCGUGUGGACAGAGUCCACGUGGACGGUCUGAGCAGGACUAAAGACGACAUUGUCCGCAGUGCUGUCGAUGAACUUUUCCAUGCAACCGACUUUGAAGAUGUUAUCCUGAAGGCACACAAGGUUCGUCGCUCACUCGAUUCAUUGGGAUGUUUCAAAGAUAUUGGAGUGUUCAUAGAUGUAUCUAAUGGUCCGGGUGCUACUCCUGAAGGGCUUGAGGUGACUUUCCAAGUUCGCGAAUUAACUCGUAUCGUUGGCGGUAUUAACACAACAGUUAGCGAGAAUGAAGGAAAUCUUGUUCUUGGUGUCCGCCUUCCGAAUGUAGCGGGGCGUGGUGAACGAGUGUCGGCAGAGUACAGUGUGGGCCAUCGCAGCUCAUCUAACUUUAGUGUCGCUGCCACAAAACCCUUCACUAGGAGCGCCUUACAACCUGUGCUAACGACUUCAGUGUACCAACAAAACCACGAGUAUCCAUGGUCUGGGUAUAGACUUCUAGAUCGUGGGGUGUUGCUAGAUAUCGCUUUUAGAACUUCACCUGCUACAAAACAUAACCUACAAUGGGAGGGAAUGGUCCGCGACACAUCAGUACUGAGUAAAACUACCAGCUUUAAAGUUCGAGAAAGCAGUGGUCCCGUCUUGAAGUCGGUAAUCCGGCACAUAGUAACAGUGGAUCACAGAGACGAAUCGAUAUUCCCGACGCGCGGUACGUGGGUUCAAUUCUCGAGCGAAUUGGCUGGACUCGGCGGCGGAGUCGCUAACAUCAAGACGGAAUUACAAGCGGAGGCUAAUAAGGAGAUUGUACCUGGUUUUGUAGUCCAACUAACUGGGGCAGCGGGAGUGCUACACGACGUCUUCGGUACGGAGCUGCCGGAGUUCUUCUAUCUUGGAGGGCCAGCGACGUUACGGGGAUUCCAGCAGAGAGGUGCGGGACCUCAUUGCGAUGGUCUAGCGACUGGUGGCACUAUGUAUUGGGCGUCAGGUCUGCACCUGUACACCCCCCUCCCCUUCCAGCCGGGGAAAGGUGGACUAGGAGAGUUGUUUAGAUCUCAUCUCUUCCUCAAUGGUGGCUGUUUGGCGCACCCAGAGGAGAAUAGCCAAGCGAUAAUCGAAGCGUUGUCCGCUGUGCGGGUCUCGUGCGGCGCCGGAGUGGCGUUGCGCGAGCGCGGGAGAUGCGCCUGCGCCGGGUCUGCAACUGGGUGUCUCAGCGCACUUCUUGUAGAAGUACAAAAGGGACCGAAUUUAAUACAUAUAAUAGUUCUGAUGAAACAAAUGUAA